AUGGACUACACCUUCCCUCUGCGCUCUGCCACACGUUUGCCACAGCUAGAUCAGUGGAAGCAUUCUCACAGCCUGAGGUCCCAAUACCACCACAGUGAGCACAGCCUGAGCCCASAUGGCUGGGGAUACCAGCACAGCCGCCUGGAGCCACUGGAGUGCCGGGAUCUGCUGGUCCAGAAUGCGCUCUUCACUGGAGACCUGGACAUGGUGCAGAAAUACUUCACCAAGAGCGCAGCCAUCAAYCUCAUCAUUGAGACCAGGGGAGAUGUGCUGCGCUGGACUAGCAGGAAACGUGGGCUGUGGUCGCUGAGCUAUGAGCAGGAGCUCACCACACCCCUGCACAUCACAGCCAGCCGGGGCUACACCGACUGCCUGCGGUUCCUGCUGCUCCGGGGCGCUGCCGUCGACUUUGCUCCAGGGGGCAAGACCGCCCUGCAYGAGGCUUGUGCCGCUGCCAGCACCGACUGCGUGCGCCUGCUGCUCAGCUCCGGAGCUGACCCUGAGGCUGUCUCUGACGAUGGCUACAGGCCCCUGCACCUCUGCAAGAGCUCAGACUCCAUCGAGUGUGUCCGGCAGCUGCUGCAGCAUGGYGCCAGCGUGAACAGUCGGACGGAGGAGGAGAACGACACAGCACUGCACGUGGCAUCACGGCACGGCCUGGCAGAGCACGUCCAGCUGCUUCUGCACCACGGGGCUGAACUGGAGGUAAAGAACAAGGAGGGACAAACGCCACUGAAUGCUGCCUGUGCUCAGCAUCAUCAGCCCCAGGACAUGGACCGCUACUACCGUGUSUGCCAGCUGCUGGUGGAGAGCGGUGCCAGCAUCAACGCCGCAGAUCGGGACCGGCAGCAUCCRCUUCACCUGGCCUGCAAGAAUGCCAAUGCUCAAAUCGCAGAGUUACUGCUGGCCCGSGGUGCCAAUGUCAAUGUCAUGAACUAUGGUGGCAACACAGCCCUGCACAACAUCCUGCAAGUAGCUGCCUACAAGCUGGAGCAUCGCCCGGAGCUCGUGGUGCGAACCCUGCUCAACCAUGGAGCCGUUCGCAUCUGGCCAGGCUCCCUCCUCAAGGUGCUGCGGCACUGCCACACCUGCCCACGUGUCAUCGAGGCACUGGUGAACAGCUACACCCACGUGCGAGUCUCUGAGGACUGGGUGGAAGCAGUUCCAGUAGAGGUUGUACAGAAAUACCCACGUUUCUACCAGUCACUCUUCUCCCUGGAGCACAGCCCUCGCUCGCUGCAGCAYCUGGCUCGCUGCACCCUCAGGACGCUCCUGGAGGGCCGACUGCUUCUGGUCCUGUCCCAGCUAUGCCUGCCAAGUGCCCUGCAUCAGUUCCUGCUGCUCGGCUUCGAGGACAUUCUCUACUAG
Molecule: messenger RNA, 1368 nt
Organism: Malurus melanocephalus (red-backed fairy wren)
Lineage: Eukaryota; Metazoa; Chordata; Aves; Passeriformes; Maluridae
Gene: ASB10
Product: ankyrin repeat and SOCS box containing 10
Exons: 5
Coding region: 1-1368 (455 amino acids)
Biological process (GO): regulation of gene expression; intracellular signal transduction
Cellular component (GO): nucleus
Molecular function (GO): protein binding
Source: RefSeq, a predicted model, not a curated record